AUGGCGGCUGCGGCGGCGCAGAGGCUCCUCGCGGCGAUCACGAAGAUCAUCGGCGUUGGGCGCAACUACAUCGCCCACGCCAAGGAGCUCGGCAACCCGCCCGUCCUGUUCCUGAAGCCGACCUCGUCGUUCCUCCACGCUGGCGUGGCCACCGCCGCCGUCGAGAUCCCGGAGCCGCUCGAGUCGCUACACCACGAGGUCGAGCUCGCCGUCGUUAUCUCCCGGCGCGGGCGCGACGUUCCUGAGGCGUCCGCCAUGGAUUUCGUCGGAGGUUAUGCACUUGCUUUGGACAUGACAGCAAGGGACCUUCAAUCUGUUGCUAAGUCUGCUGGCCUUCCAUGGACUUUGGCUAAAGGACAAGACACCUUCACUCCAAUUAGUGCAGUAGUAGAUGAUGAACUAAGACAGAAAGGAUCCACAAGGGACAUGAUAUUCAAGAUUCCUUUUCUGAUCAGCUAUAUCAGUUCCAUCAUGGCAUUAAUGGAGGGUGAUGUGAUACUAACAGGUACUCCUGAGGGUGUGGGUCCUGUCCGAGUAGGUCAGAAGAUCAAAGCUGGUAUGACUGACCUAAUUGAUGUCGAGUUUAAUGUUCAGAGGCGCAAUCGGUCAUUUUCCGCAUGA
Miscanthus lutarioriparius is the source of this 621-nucleotide messenger RNA. The record is from the annotation of a GenBank genome assembly. Lineage: Eukaryota; Viridiplantae; Streptophyta; Magnoliopsida; Poales; Poaceae.